Molecule: messenger RNA, 1525 nt
Organism: Hordeum vulgare subsp. vulgare (domesticated barley)
Lineage: Eukaryota; Viridiplantae; Streptophyta; Magnoliopsida; Poales; Poaceae
Product: senescence-specific cysteine protease SAG39-like
Exons: 2
Coding region: 91-1140 (349 amino acids)
Cellular component (GO): lysosome
Molecular function (GO): cysteine-type endopeptidase activity
Source: RefSeq, a predicted model, not a curated record
GGGCAAGCGAGAAGUAGCUUAAGCAACACGUAGCCUUGCCACACACUCUGAGCUCUAGCUCUAGGCGCCGUACACUCCCACAGCCUAACCAUGUCUCUGUCCACGUUAAUCCUCGCACUCCUCGCCAUGAGCAGCGCCGUGGCCGCUCCCCGUGCGCUGGCGGCGCGGCAGCUCGCCGGCGACGAAGCCAUCACCGUCGAGGCUGCCAUGGUGUCGAGGCACGAGAAGUGGAUGGCGGAGCACGGGCGCACGUACGCGAACGAGGAGGAGAAGGCGCGGCGGCUGGAGGUAUUCCGCGCCAACGCCAAGCUCAUCGACUCGUUUAACUCCGCGGAGGACAGCACCCACCGGCUGGCUACCAACAGGUUCGCCGACCUCACCGACGAGGAGUUCCGCGCCGCGAGGACCGGCCUCCGGCGCCCGCCGGCGGCCGCGGCUGGCGCCGGGAGCGGCGCUGGGAGGUUCAGGUACGAGAACUUCAGCCUGGCCGACGCGGCCGGGAGCAUGGAUUGGAGGGCCAUGGGCGCCGUCACCGGCGUCAAGGACCAAGGCUCUUGCGGUUGCUGCUGGGCGUUCUCGGCGGUGGCGGCGGUGGAGGGGCUGACGAAGAUCCGCACGGGGCGGCUGGUGUCGCUGUCGGAGCAGCAGCUGGUGGACUGCGACGUGUACGGCGACGACGAGGGCUGCGCCGGCGGCCUCAUGGACAACGCCUUCGAGUACAUGAUCAACCGCGGCGGUCUGACCACGGAGUCGUCCUACCCGUACCGCGGCACGGACGGGUCGUGCCGCCGCUCGGCGUCGGCCGCGUCCAUCCGGGGGUACGAGGACGUGCCGGCCAACAACGAGGCGGCGCUGAUGGCGGCCGUGGCGCACCAGCCCGUGUCCGUGGCCAUCAACGGCGGCGACAGCGUGUUCCGGUUCUACGACAGCGGCGUGCUGGGCGGGUCCGGCUGCGGCACGGAGCUCAACCACGCCAUCACGGCGGUCGGGUACGGCACGGCGAGCGACGGCACCAAGUACUGGAUCAUGAAGAACUCGUGGGGCGGGUCGUGGGGCGAGGGCGGCUACGUCAGGAUCCGCCGCGGUGUCCGCGGCGAGGGCGUCUGCGGCCUCGCCCAGCUCGCGUCUUACCCUGUCUAGCUAGCUGAUUCGGUCAGUGGUGCACGUCACUGGCUGGCUGGCUACGCUACGCUAUAAGCACCGUGCGUACCUGACACAUCCAUGGCUCAUCCGAUCGACUAAACUAGCUAGUACAUAAAUAAUCUAAAAUUAAUUAAGAUUGUAUGUGUGUGUGUACAUAUAGAUGUGUAGUAGUAGAUGAUAAAUAGCUACUGUGACGACCCAAGCAAGUACAGUAUGUGCGGGGUUGUUUGUAUUGUAUACGUAGCUGCGUCUGCAUUUAUCAUGAAAUCAUGAUGAAUUUGUACAGAUUGGCUUGUAGGAAGUUGUGACUACAGAACAUGUAUUGGGUUGCAUAUUUCACCGCAAAGGAAAUAUAUAUACAGAAGACGUAUUGGAUUGCGUA